AUGGCUAAAAUAGCGAGCGUUGAUUUCGAAGUCCUAGACGCUGCUGGCAAGAAUUAUUUGAGUUGGCAUGUGGACCUGAAGUUCCACUUACGUGCCCAGGGCUUAUUAGCCACAAUUUCAACUCCUGCUCCAUCGGCUCAGGUCACUGUUACGGGUAAUGCUGUAAAUAAUGCUGAGGUUGCUACUACAGUGAUCGUCUCUGAUAUAGAUAAGGCGAAAGCCAUUAUCUACAUCAGGAGACAUAUUGAUCGGACCCUGAAGGCCGAAUACCUGACUGUAGAGGACCCAAAGGAAUUGUGGACUGCACUUGAGGACCGAUACAAACAUCAGAAAGAUGUAAUCCUCCCACGUGCACGUUAUGAGUGGGAAAACCUCCGACUUCAGGACUUUAAGUCCAUAGCUGAGUAUAACUCAGCACUUCAUAAUAUCACCUCACGCCUGAAGUUGUGUGGUGAAGAAGUUUCGGAGGAACGCAUGUUGGAGAAGACUUACACAUCCUUCCACGAGAAUGAUGCAAUCCUCAUGCAACAGUACCGCGAACGAAAGUUCAAAAAAUAUUCUGAAUUGCACUCCACCCUUCUGAUGGCGGAGCAAAACAGAGAAUUGCUUUUGGCCACUCAUAACCUACGCCCUGCAGGCUCAGCUCCUCUACCCGAAGCUCACAUGUUUACUUCCCAGAAGCAGAAGAAAAAGCAUAAGGGUAAAUUCAACAAGGGGAAAGCCCCUAAGUGGCAGGCCAGAUAUACACCCCAGAAAAACAACCCUCCCUAG
Messenger RNA from Asparagus officinalis (garden asparagus), 771 nucleotides. RefSeq lists its product as uncharacterized. Lineage: Eukaryota; Viridiplantae; Streptophyta; Magnoliopsida; Asparagales; Asparagaceae. The record is from RefSeq and is a predicted model, not a curated record. The transcript has a single exon. Bases 1 to 771 code for a protein of 256 amino acids.